This is a messenger RNA of Branchiostoma floridae (Florida lancelet), 896 nucleotides long. RefSeq names its product E3 ubiquitin-protein ligase TRIM33-like. Gene Ontology annotation, cellular component: chromatin; nucleoplasm. The transcript has 8 exons. The record is from RefSeq and is a predicted model, not a curated record. Gene Ontology annotation, molecular function: ubiquitin-protein transferase activity; zinc ion binding. Lineage: Eukaryota; Metazoa; Chordata; Leptocardii; Amphioxiformes; Branchiostomatidae. Bases 75 to 896 code for a protein of 273 amino acids. Gene Ontology annotation, biological process: positive regulation of DNA-templated transcription.
GUGAUGUGAUAGCUUGGGUGGCCAUUUUCGUUACCCACGUGAUGGAAGUUUUGUGAGUGCCAGGUUUAAGUAUCAUGGCAAACGAGCCUGGACAUGUUGUCGUUCGCUGCACUCAGUGCUGUCAUGUCUUCUGCAAGCCGAAGCUGUUGCCGUGCCUGCACACCUUCUGCGAAACGUGCAUCUUCAAGGUACAGGAGGGGACGGAGAAUGAGAAGGGCAAGGUGUUCUCUUGUCCCGUGGAGACUUGUAAGGAGGAGGUUGCCAAGGGUGAGGAUGACCUGCCAGACAAUAUCCUUGUUGCAAACAUCAUCAAUGCGAAGUCAGUAGCCUGUGCUGCAAAGGGUACUGUCAAGUGCACCAGCUGUGACAACCUGCUAGAGGCCUCACACCGCUGUUUGGACUGCCAGAGGUUCCUCUGUGUCAACUGUCAUGCUGCUCACAAGCACAUGCAGAUUUUCCGCAGGCACAGAAUGCAAGACAUUUCUGAGUUCUUCUGCCAACAACAGGCUCAGAAGAGGCCAUUGUACUGCACUAAACACCAGGGGGAGAUCCUGGAACUUUUCUGUGAGACCUCAGGGAUGUUGUGCUGUAGCAAAUGUGUAGAGGAGAACACAACAAUCCCUAGGAAUAACUACAAGUCCCCAGAUGAGAUAGCAGUGAGCUACAGGAAGACUCUACGCUCCAGUAUCACUGGGCUGGAAAAGAAACUAAAGAGUUUGGAGGGUGAAAGGGACAGGUUCGACAGGGCCUUGUCACUUCUUCUGGAGAAACAGAACCGGGCAGAGGCAGAAAUUGUCAGGUCUACCUCUGAGCUUAUAAGCAAGGUUGAGGAGGCUAAACAGUGUUGCCUGGCAGAGUUGUCCAGUAUUUUGACUAGAGAGAACCCUCGGCUCUGA